AUGAAAUUUCUUGUAUGCUUAUUUGUUACUCUUGGUGUUGCCUGUGGUGCCUUAUUACCAUUCAAACCCAACUGUCUCAGUGUUUUCUGUACAAUGGAUCUCAAGAUUUGUCCUGAUGGUACACGCGCUCCAGUUCCAGCUGGUGGAUGCUGUCCAUCAUUGAGUGCUUGUGGACUAAAUAUUCAUUCAAUCAAACCCAUCAGCCGCCGAAGCAAUCCAUUAGGUUCACUUCUUUCUGGUACCAAUAUUUUACAAACAUUGACCAGUGCUACACAUGGUACUAAUUUGGGAACAGCUAUAUCAAUUUUGAACUUACUUAACAAUGUUAACCAAUUUUCAAAUGAUAUUCAUAAAAUUCCUCUUUUGAUCAAUCAAACACUCGCUAGUAUUCUCAAUGGAACCGGUCAAGCCGGUCAAGUUAUUGUCGAUCAAUUGAUUGGUGCUGUUUCUAGUGCUACUCAUCAAAAUGCUGCUAGCCGAAAUCUUUUAAGCGCUCUUGGUCAAAAUACAAAUUUACUUUCAAGUAUUAGUCAUAUGUUACCACAAGGUACAUCAAUUUCGACCAUUCUUUCCAUUCUCAAUUUAUUGAACAAUGUUAACCAACUUAAUCAUGAUGUUCAUCAAAUACCUGUUAUCCUCAAUCAAACAUUAGCUAGCAUUGUUAGUGGUGCUGGUCAAGCUGGUGACAUAGUUGUUCAACAAUUACUUAGCCUUGUUGGAAUUCAAUCACAAGCUGCUAGCCGUAAUCUUUUGGAUUCACUUGGUCACAAUGCUAAUUUAUUGUCAACUGUCUCACAUCUUUUACCACAAGGUACAUCGAUCUCAACAGUUCUUUCAUUAUUAAAUUUAUUGAGCAAUGUUAAUGCUAUUAACAAUGAUCUUCAUCAAAUUCCAACUGUUCUUCAAGAAACACUUCAAAAUCUUCUUGGCGGUAUUCAAAAUCUUUUACCACCAACAAUUCAACCAAUUCAAGGAUCAUCAUAA
Messenger RNA from Rotaria sp. Silwood2, 984 nucleotides. Lineage: Eukaryota; Metazoa; Rotifera; Eurotatoria; Philodinida; Philodinidae. The record is from the annotation of a GenBank genome assembly.